AGUUUAUAAAAUACGGUUAAAUAUUUCUGUAAACAUUAUUUUUUCUCUAUAUCGAAUAUGUCGUGAAAAAAAGGUUGAAAACAUGGACCAUCUUACCCCAACUUACUUUACAAUACUAUUUUCACUUUCAGUACGUGGUAAGGUGACUGUCAAAAAUAUUGGGCCGAAGAUAAAAAAAAACUUAGGAAAUCCCCAUAUAGGGUGUAUAGGGUCAACUCUAGGUGCUCUGGGUGCUACAACUGUGGCGACAGUUCAUGGUACUCUUUAUUAGUGAUACGGGGGGUUUACCACUAAAGUGAUUUGAAGCGGAACUCGACACGAAACAGCCGAUUAGUUCCUGAUUAAGCACAAGGUGAAAGCAGUCAAACGGAGAUUAGUAUUCAGAAGCAAUUACAAUCCACAAAUCGGAAUAUACGACUUUUCCGAAUAUAUGAGUUUUGCAAAGAAGAAAAUGUCAGACUUGAUAAUUGUGGCAGUUCUUUUUUUAAUCGUAAACACGAUUGGUAGCGAGGGAUGUUGGAGCAAUGAAGAAAUAGAAAGCCUCAUUGGAAGAGGGUUCGAAAAUACAGAAUGCGAGACAUUCUUAAAUCAAGACGUUACGUCGUUGCCUGCUUCAUGUGCACGUAAUUCAACAACAAUAAGGAUCGUUAUGUGUUGUAUGAAGGUUCUAAUAACAGCCGAGCUGUCGUAUUACAAGGAACUAACGCAUUUGGACCUAAGUUACAACUUCAUCAGCUCACUUCCGCAUGGUGUGUUUGAUUAUAAUAAGAAGCUGGCCAAUCUUUCUAUCAGAGGAAACAACAUUACAAAUCUAAACCCAAGAACCUUUCAAGGCUUAAAAGCACUGAAGAGAAUUGACUUGUCGGGAAACUCCAUCAAGUCUUUACCGCAAGGGACGUUUGAUGGCUGCACGCAGCUGCAGGAGCUUAAUUUAAGCCAUAACCAGAUUUCUGUAUUCGAGGGAAGCUUUUUGAGUUUAAAAAGCCUUAGAUUGGGCCACAAUAGGAUCAUAAGAUUCGCGGUACAAACGGAAACACUUGAGACGUUAGACUUAUCAAGUAACCAAAUCCAGGAAUGGCAAAACGGAGAAUACCGUAAUUUAAAGAGUUUAGCAUUAUGCAACAACUCAAUCAAGACUGUAAGCCAAUCCACAUUUCAUGGGAUGAGAAAUUUGGUUUCACUUGAUCUUGGGGACAAUGUUAUAAAUGAACUGGAAGAAGAAACGUUUGAAAAACUAUGCAAGUUAGAACUAUUGGACUUGAGUGGCAACAAACUAACAAUACCAAAGCGCAAGUGGUUUACAAACGUUGUGAGGAACAACGAUAUUGCGGCAACUCGUCCGUUACUGAAGGGAAACGAAUGGGAAUGCACGGUGAACUCAAGGCCGUUUAAGGCAUUUUUAAACGCUUUAAAACUUGACGGUGACAGAUGUACUUGGUUGGAACGAUUACGUGUUGACUGCGUUGGAACAAAUAAAGGGUUUCAACUAAAAGAUAUAGAGUGGGGGGCGCCGUCUAGCGAGAAUGAAAACGAAGAAACUGAACCAUUGGAUCAAGAAUGUCAAGUUGAAACGAUACCUUUGACCAAAACAUGCAGCAUCUUAACCUUUGAAUGCAUUGGGUUUGGUGUAAUGGUUGCUACGGUAACAAUAGUUUGCUUACUGGGUGUCAUUUGGUUAUGGCAAUGUAAGCGGAGGAAAAAAUAUGAGAAACCGGAACCCAUAUACGAUUUACCUUCUGACGAAUAUCAGUUGGGGUCUAGGGUUAUACGGGAACCUGGGUAUUGUACAAUAUACACGGAAAAUAACAAUCGUAUAUAGUCGUGGAACGAUCGCUAUUGUACCACUUCUGUAUAUCAGCACUUAUGUUUUGACAAACAUAAUGAUACACGCGUACAAGGUGAUUAGGAACACAGACAAAUGUAACGUAAUACCUAUGUACGUACGUAUGUUUUGACAUGGGCACAUAUCCCUUUCAUGACGGUACAGCUCCAAGAGCAAACCGAUGUUGAAACUGUUUCUAGAGUACUGUGAUGUUUAAUAUGCUUUAAUACCACUGACAGAAUAACCUUAUUAUACGAAUAGAGUUCACUCUUCAUAUUAAUAAUCUAUGCAAAUGUAAAACAUGCACUUUUGUCUCAUACGACUUUUAAAGCAUUUUUAAGAAAAUGUCUUUCUAUACAAUUUGUUUCUAUAUAGUGGGGUGGGGAAAGAUGGGACACCUUUUAAUUCUAUUUACUAGUCCCCGUUGGUAGUAAACA
Ciona intestinalis (vase tunicate) is the source of this 2259-nucleotide messenger RNA. RefSeq lists its product as uncharacterized. Gene Ontology annotation, molecular function: protein binding. The record is from RefSeq and is a predicted model, not a curated record. NCBI's taxonomy places the organism in Eukaryota, Metazoa, Chordata, Ascidiacea, Phlebobranchia, Cionidae.